Messenger RNA from Capsella rubella, 1838 nucleotides. RefSeq names its product aspartyl protease family protein At5g10770. Gene Ontology annotation, biological process: proteolysis. The transcript has 2 exons. NCBI's taxonomy places the organism in Eukaryota, Viridiplantae, Streptophyta, Magnoliopsida, Brassicales, Brassicaceae. Gene Ontology annotation, molecular function: aspartic-type endopeptidase activity. The record is from RefSeq and is a predicted model, not a curated record. Bases 144 to 1613 code for a protein of 489 amino acids.
CUUUCUUCUCUGUCUCUCUCGCCAGCCCAUUGCUCUUUUGUUCUCUUCACUACCUCCAAACGUGUAACUUCCCCAAGAAUCUCUCCUUUCUCCUCUCGUCUCUGAGUUCUCUCUCACGAUUCUCUCCGGCCUUAAUUGCCAGAAUGUUGAAGAAUAAAGCAACUUCUCUUCCUCCUUUGCUUCUUCUUCCUCUUCUUCUCCUUCUAUCGUCGUCUGCUGUUAUUUAUGGCGUCCACGACAAGAAGACUCUCUCUGUACACAACAACAUCUGGUCUCCCAGGCAUUCAUCUUACAAAGCUUCUUCGACUUGUUGUUUCUCUCCCACCACUCUUGGAAACGGAAGAGCAUCGACUACACUGGAGAUGAAACAUAGACAACUUUGCUCAGGAGAGUCUAUAGAUUGGGAUAAGAAGCUGAGAAGAACCUUAUUUUUGGAUAAUAUUCGAGUUCAGUCACUUCAACUCAGAAUCAAAGCAAUGACCUCAAGCACCACUGAACAAUCUGUUUCCCAGACUCAGCUUCCGUUAACCUCAGGGAUAAAACUUCAGACAUUGAACUACAUCGUAACAGUUGGAUUAGGAGGGAAAAACAUGACUUUGAUCGUUGACACUGGAAGUGACUUGACUUGGGUCCAAUGCCAGCCUUGCAGAUCCUGUUACAACCAACAAGGUCCUUUGUAUGACCCAUCAGUCUCAUCUUCUUACAAGACGGUGUUCUGUAACUCAUCCACUUGUCAGGACCUUGUAGCAGCUACCGGCAAUUCAGGCCCUUGUGGAGGUAACAACGGUGUCCCAAAGACAACUUGUGAGUACGUUGUCAGCUAUGGAGAUGGAUCAUACACUCGAGGAGACUUGGCAAGUGAAAGCAUCCUAUUGGGCGACUCAAAGCUCGAAAACUUUGUCUUUGGUUGUGGUCGAAACAACAAAGGCCUCUUUGGGGGAGCCUCUGGUUUAAUGGGUUUGGGAAGAAGCUCAGUCUCUUUAGUCUCCCAAACUUUGAAAAAUUUCAACGGAGUUUUCUCAUACUGUUUACCUUCUCUUGAGGAUGGAGCUUCUGGUUCUUUGUCUUUCGGUAACGAUUCCUCUGUGUACAAGAACUUAACUUCAGUUUCCUACACGCCGUUAGUUCAAAACCCUCGGCUUAGUUCCUUUUACAUUCUGAAUCUCACCGGUGCUAGCAUUGGUGGCGUGGAGCUGGAAACAACAAGCUUUGGCAGAGGGAUUCUAAUCGAUUCAGGAACUGUUAUCACGAGAUUGCCACCUUCCAUUUACAAAGCUGUGAAAACAGAGUUUCUUAAACAGUUUUCCGGGUUUCCUUCAGCUCCUAGCUAUUCAAUCUUAGACACUUGCUUUAACCUCACAAGUUAUGAAGACAUUAGCAUUCCCACUAUCAAAAUGAUCUUCGAAGGUAACACUGAGCUCGAAGUGGAUGUCACUGGUGUGUUCUACUUUGUCAAGCCUGACGCGUCUCUGGUUUGCUUGGCCUUGGCAAGUCUGUCAUAUGAAAAUGAAGUCGGGAUCAUAGGAAAUUACCAGCAGAAAAACCAGAGAGUAAUAUAUGAUACCAAACAAGAGAGUCUUGGAAUUGCAAGAGAAAACUGCAGUAUCGGCUGACUACCCCAUAACUUAUAAACUCCUUUGUGUUCCCUUAUAUAACAUGAAAAGCCAAUUUGAAUUCUCCCACUAUUCUUAUAAGUAUUUAUGUAUGUAUCCGUACAGCGGUAGAGCUUAUGAUGAAUUGUAAGAAAAUCUGUUUAACGAUCUUCUGAGCAAGGAAAAUGAUGUAAACCACAUGAAUAAACAAUGAAUAAAGAGACACAACUCGAGAAAUUUCUUAAA